Messenger RNA from Penicillium verrucosum, 918 nucleotides. RefSeq names its product putative glycerol dehydrogenase (GCY1). The record is from RefSeq and is a predicted model, not a curated record. The coding region runs from base 1 to 918 and encodes 305 amino acids. Lineage: Eukaryota; Fungi; Ascomycota; Eurotiomycetes; Eurotiales; Aspergillaceae. The transcript has 7 exons. Gene Ontology annotation, molecular function: aldose reductase (NADPH) activity. Gene Ontology annotation, cellular component: cytosol.
AUGGCACCUUCGACUCAUUUCAAGCUUAACACCGGCGCCCAGAUCCCCGCCGUAGGACUUGGCACCUGGAGAUCCGAACCUGGUCAAGUCCGCGAAGCAGUCUCGUUCGCUCUCAAGAACGGAUAUACUCACAUUGACGCGGCAUUGAUCUACGGAAACGAGCACGAAGUCGGCCAGGGCAUCAAGGACAGUGGUGUCCCUCGCGAAAACAUUUUCAUCACCAGCAAGCUGUGGAAUACUCACCAAAACAAUGUCGCGGAAGGUCUCCAAAAGACACUUGAGGCUUUGGGUACGGACUACCUCGAUCUCUACCUUAUCCACUGGCCAGUCCGACUUGUUGCUAACGAGUCGAGCGCGCUUCUUCCUGUCAACCCCGAUGGUACACGAUCUGUCGACCGAUCCUGGGACCAGAAUGAGACCUGGCGCCAGAUGGAGGAGGUAUACAAGGCCGGCAAAGUAAAGGCAAUUGGUGUGGCCAACUGGUCGAUUCCCUAUAUGGAGGAGCUCAAAAAGAAGUGGACCGUGGUCCCUGCCGUCAACCAAGUCGAGUUGCACCCUUUCCUUCCUCAGCAUGCACUGAAGAAGUGGUGCGACAAGCACAGCAUCCUCCUCGAGGCGUAUUCCCCACUUGGCUCCGAAGGCGCUCCACUCAUGUCCGAUCCCACAAUUCAGGAGAUCGCUAAGAAGAACAAUGUUUCAGCCGCCACGGUACUCAUCAGCUACCACGUCAACAGGGGCGUUGUUGUACUACCCAAGUCCAUUAAAGAAAGCCGAAUCGUGAGCAAUGGUCAAGUCAUUCCUCUCUCCAGAGAGGAUAUGGAUGUGCUGAAUCGCCUGGCUGCACAAGGAAAGGCCAAGCGUAUCAAUACGCCUCUGUUUGGAUGGGACCUUGGUUUCGAUGACUGGUACAAGCAGUAA